Molecule: messenger RNA, 4566 nt
Organism: Choloepus didactylus (southern two-toed sloth)
Lineage: Eukaryota; Metazoa; Chordata; Mammalia; Pilosa; Megalonychidae
Gene: CDKL1
Product: cyclin dependent kinase like 1
Exons: 10
Coding region: 623-1792 (389 amino acids)
Biological process (GO): protein phosphorylation
Cellular component (GO): nucleus
Molecular function (GO): cyclin-dependent protein serine/threonine kinase activity; ATP binding
Source: RefSeq, a predicted model, not a curated record
CCUACCGCGGCGCAGCAACGGCGGAGCAGGAGAGGCGGCCCCGCGCGGCUGCGGGACGGCGCGGCCCUGCUCCCGCCGUGUCCCGGUCCCGGGAGCCGGCUGCAGAGGCCGAGGGGCGCCUCGCGGUGCUGGGCGGUUCCCUCCGCUCCCGGCCUCCGCUGCUCCCGCGGGAAGCCGGGCGGUGUCUUCUUGCCGGAGGGAAAUGAGACCCGAAAUUAGAACCGGGGAAGCCCUUUGCUACCUGUUCUCCAGCCAGCUCAUGUGUCUUAGAUCGGAUGAACUGUAACAUUAAAAAGAUGGAUUAGCUUACAACUUGGUUCGUGUUAGGAUGACGGGUUACAUAUUAACUCGAAGUGUGCGUAACAGGCGAUUCCGAUUAAAUUGGGUCACGGAAGGCAGCAAACGCCAGGCUGUCAUCCUCGCUCGCGUUGCCAUUGCAGAGUGGUGAGACUUUAAGGAUCUGAGUCCAUUCCUAAUUCUUUAACGGGAGCCCUUGUUCCGUUCUAGGUCCUUGACAGACUCAUCUUUGAGUGGGGCUCUAGUGCAGUCUGACUCCAGUAUUGUGUAAGUGACAUUUUCAAACUAUGUGAAGAUCCUUUUUAAGAAGAUUUAUUCCUUUGUGAUGGAGAAGUAUGAAAAAAUUGGGAAAGUUGGCGAAGGAUCGUAUGGAGUUGUUUUCAAAUGCAGAAACAGGGACACGGGUCAGAUUGUGGCCAUCAAGAGGUUUCUGGAAUCAGAAGAUGACCCUGUCAUAAAGAAAAUUGCCCUUCGGGAAAUCCGCAUGCUCAAGCAACUCAAGCAUCCCAACCUUGUCAACCUCCUUGAAGUCUUCAGGAGGAAACGGAAGCUUCAUUUGGUGUUUGAAUACUGUGACCACACAGUUCUCCAUGAGUUGGACAGAUACCAAAGAGGGGUACCAGAACAUCUCGUGAAGAGCAUAACUUGGCAGACCCUGCAAGCUGUAAAUUUUUGCCAUAAACACAAUUGCAUACAUCGAGAUGUGAAGCCAGAAAAUAUCCUUAUCACAAAACAUUCAGUGAUUAAACUCUGUGACUUUGGAUUUGCUCGGCUUUUGACUGGACCGAGUGACUACUACACAGAUUAUGUGGCUACCAGGUGGUACCGCUCCCCUGAGCUGUUAGUGGGGGACACUCAGUAUGGCCCCCCAGUGGAUGUUUGGGCAAUUGGCUGUGUCUUUGCUGAGCUGCUGUCAGGCAUGCCUCUGUGGCCAGGAAAAUCAGAUGUGGAUCAGCUCUAUCUGAUUAGGAAAACCUUGGGGGAUCUCAUUCCUAGGCACCAGCAGGUAUUUAGCACGAAUCAGUACUUCAGUGGUGUGAAAAUUCCAGACCCCGAAGAAAUGUUUCCAGAUGGAAGCUCCGUCUGUCCAUUCCCGCUCCCUCUCAGCUCAUCCGCCGUGAAGGCUCUCACUUCCCUGUGCCACCCCCUUCCGGCAGUACCAGCAAGAGGAAAAGAACCACUUGAAUUAAAAUUUCCAAAUAUCUCUUAUCCUGCUCUGGGGCUCUUAAAGGGCUGUCUCCACAUGGACCCCACUGAGAGACUGACAUGCGAACAGCUGUUGCAGCACCCUUAUUUUGACAGCAUCAGGGAAAUAAGGGAUUCGGCAAAAGAACAUGAAAAACCACCAAGGAGGACCCAAAAACAGAACCGAAAGCACUUGCCUGGGCUGCAAUACCUACCUCAACUGACCAGCAGCAGCAUUCUUCCAGCUUUGGAAAAUAAGAAAUACUACUGUAAUACCAAGAAACUUAACUACCAUUUUCCAAACAUUUAAGGAGUUUUGAGAUUGAUGAUAAAGAACGUAUUGAUAAAUAAUCUGAAAAGGAAAUUUUUGAUUGAGAACAACCACACUGUACACCAGGAGAAAGCACAUGGCACAAUAUGAAGGGGAAAUCCAGGUCCAAUCUUCCAUGCUCAUUGAUAUUAUCUUGAACAGAAAGUUUGUUUGGAGUUUCAUUUGUAUUUUUGUUUUAUCUAAGCAGCCAAACUUAUGAUUACAGACAGAAUAUAAACUGUGUCUAUUGCCCAUACCUCGGGCAAAAUUAGAUGAUGUCAAAAGAUUUGUUCCAGUUGAACCAUAUGCAACAAGUUAAAAGCAGAUUACAAACUGUUUAUGUGUAUUUUCUAGGAUCUUUGUUACCUUGAGUCCUAUCUCCUGCCUUUCAGAUUGACUCAACAGAUUUAAGGAUAGUGUAUUUCUUGAAAUCAAAAUGUCCAAAAUUCCAUUUCCUGCUUACUCUAUCUCUUGAUUUUUAUAUUUUAAAAACAUUUUUUUGGAAUAUUUAAGACCUGUUCAAAAUAUUUAAAAUAAUAUUAUCAUUAAAAAGCUUUGUAAUUUAUAUGCUUAUAUAUUUAGUGAUAUGUUUUUAGACAUUUCUUAUAUAUACUUUUUUCUUUACUUUCAUUAAAGUGUGCAUCUUAGUCAUUUUUGUAGGCAAGAUGGAUGUAUAAUACUUCAUCUGCACUUGUUUGCCCAAUGCCCCUAGCAACCAAUGUCAUGAAGCUUGGCAGCUGACCAGUGUGGUCAAGGGGUAGAACAAGACCUAGAGCUUCAAAGGAACUAAACCCAUCAUCCUGAAAAUGAUUAGAACUGCAUUCUGUCCAGCUCAGCCUUAGACCUGGAGACAGAUCUACUUCAAGUUGUACUGUACAUAGCGAUCUGGAUUUUGGAAGAAACUGCUUGAGCUUUCACUUGGAUCAUGAAAGACAACAGGUUGCAAACUGAUGUAUUCCCUAAAAUAUCUCUUUACAUUGAAAGUAUGUAUGUGUGUAUGUAUGUAUGUUAUCUAUCUAUAUCAUCCUAACAACUAAUGUAUAACUAAUAAGUAGUCCAAAAUGAUAUUAAGGAUUCCUAGCUUUGUACAGUGAGACUUAAAAUGAUGACAUUGAUUAGCUUUUAUUUGGCCUACUACCCGUAUUCAAAAAGCUUUUUCCAUCCUUGUUCUCUGGACACAAAGGCAGCGUGAAGUUCAUGUUUCUCUUACAGCCCAACACUAGUUUUGAUUGAUGUGCUGCCACUAUUUUCUUGCCGUUCUGUCAGAGUUUUCAAUGUUAUAUUUUACUGUAUCAUCAAAACACCUUUCUUCUGCAUUUCAAGUUUAUUGCAAUGUUAAUUUUCUUCAUGGGAGCAUUUGACCCCAUUCGCUUACUGCUAAGUGAUCCACUAAAUUCUGGUAUCUGCUCAAUAAUUUUGGCUACCCCAGCCAGUUAUUGACAUCCUAAGGCUUCCUGAUGUACAUAGCUUCUUGCAUAGAGCUGAUGGUGGAUUAUAUAAUAGUCCCAGUUCCAUCCCACUCUUGUUAUGCAGCCUUGAUUCAAAUGACAAGGAAGGACAUCCAACUUCAGUGAAUAAUUUACAUUUCAUGUUCUUUUUUUUUUCCAUAACCCAAGAAACUGUACUUGACAGAGGCAGAUGACUAUAACUGCCUAACUCAUUUCUAAUUGUUUUACAGAAAACAAUUCAGAAUAGAAAAGUAGCACCAAACUAAAUUGUGGCAAACUGGUUGCCUGACCUCACAGAAAUGAAACAGAAACUUGAGGAAAAGGGCUCCUCUUUUUCCUUAAUGAGUGCUAUUAAAUUUAUGCUUUUGUUUAAUUUAACCAUACUUGUAAUGCUUUUCUUCAGCAUGUAAUCACCACUUUAUCACAUGAGACUGUUCUAGAUCUUUGUUUUGUUUUUUAAAUUUGCUAUUUUCUGAUUUUUUAAUGAAAGAUAUUAGCAAUUAAAUUAGCAAACAGUAUAUCAUUUACGGUACAUGUGAUUUCCAUAAAGUGUUUUCUAAACACAACAAAAAUUAAUUUUUAUACUUGAAAGCUGCAUCAUAGAAAGUGGUUAUUUGAAAAGUAUUUCUAGUCAAGGUUAUAUUCAACAGCUUAAUGUUAAAAUCAAAUAUACAGAUAUCCACAAACAAGUUAGCAUAUAACUAACAAUAAAGACCUAUUUUAUAUGUUUAUAAUAUUCUUUAUCCCUUCUUUCUAGAUCUAAUUUGAAUUUUGGGUUUAUGCUUCUUUUUUGAUGUCCCUUGAAUUCACAGAAGGUAGAGUAUCCAAGAGAAUAUGAAGGAAGAAAAAUUAGUUUUUAAUCAACAUGUUAAAAUUUUUUAUGUUUAAAGCAAUUUUUUUUUUUAAUUUAAGAAAAAAGUAAGUAUAGCUGUGCUGGUCUUUACCUUCGCAAUUUGUUUCCUCUGUUCUAUUGCAAAUUAACAAAACUAUUUGAAUUCAGCCAAGUAUCUCUAAUAAAACACUACUUUAAGCUUACAAAAUAGACAAAUUAACCAGAAAUUAUUCAUUUUGAGAAAGGGUAUAUGUUAUAAACAAUACAGGAAACCAGGAUCAUAAGAAAUGCAUGUGAAUCCCGGGAAGCAAUAUAAAAUGCAUGCCUGAAUAACCACUGAUUACUAUGCAUAAUUGAUUCUGUCAAUGAAUCUGUAAUUUAGCGUCCCACUUUUAAUUAUUGUGCAUUUAUGUAACAGGCUUAAAUAACUUUAAAGUUGUUAAAAUGUAAAUUACUGUUAUAAUUCAAUAAAGAAUACCUGUUGCACAUUUAAA